Molecule: messenger RNA, 435 nt
Organism: Pediculus humanus corporis (human body louse)
Lineage: Eukaryota; Metazoa; Arthropoda; Insecta; Psocodea; Pediculidae
Product: NADH-Ubiquinone oxidoreductase ASHI subunit
Exons: 4
Coding region: 1-435 (144 amino acids)
Cellular component (GO): mitochondrion
Source: RefSeq, a predicted model, not a curated record
AUGGCAUUGAUAUUAGCCAAAAGUUUCAAUUCUCGAUUAAUUUUGGAUUCUUUACGAACACUAUCCGUAUCAAACGUUAAACAGUGUCAUUGGUAUCCUGAUUUUAAACCUGGCCCUUAUCCCAAAACUGAAGCUGAAAGAAAUGCCGCUGCAAGAAAAUACAAUUUACUUCCCGAAGAAUAUCAACCAAUGCCAGAUGAUGGUGAUGCUUUAGGUGAUUAUCCAGAUUUAUCCCAUUACAAAAGAUAUGAAGACAGAGAUCCUUAUCACCAUUGGGAUUUUCCUGAUAUGAGAAGAGAUUUUCUCGAACCAGUUCCAAUGGAAGCUGUAAUACUGCUACCUGAAUUUGCUAAUCCAGAUUCAUACAAUCUCACACCGAAACAAAUAUUCAGUCAUUUAAUUAAAUAUGUUGUAACUUUAGUUACACCCGGAUAG